This is a messenger RNA of Funneliformis caledonium, 717 nucleotides long. The record is from the annotation of a GenBank genome assembly. NCBI's taxonomy places the organism in Eukaryota, Fungi, Glomeromycota, Glomeromycetes, Glomerales, Glomeraceae.
AUGAAAAAUGAUGAAGCGAUACGUAAAGAAUACGAAUCACUAAACAUGUGGCUUAACGCUGAUGUUCCUGAAAAAGUGAAAAAUAAGAGAUUAAAGGUUAAUGAUAAAGAUAAUCGAGCUAUUUUCAAGAAAGUAAGAGUUGUACAGUACAAUAUUUCUUAUGGAACACAAACGCAAGCACAAACACAAAAUUCAAAUAAUAUAGUAAAAGAAGAACAGGCAGUUUCUACAAAUGAUAAAAAAUCGCAGGAAAUAGAUAUACGAAAUUGGGAAGUAAAAAAAAAAGAGGAGGAAAUUUUAAUUCAUCCAUCAUUUUCACGAAUUUCGCAAAAGUUCUCAUUCUCGUCAUCUAAGCAAGGUUCGUAUGUUGAAUCAAUAUUAGAACACGUUGAGAGGGCACUCUUGAUUCCUUGUAAACAUCUGAAAUAUAUUCCUUUCAACAUAGUAAAAGAAUUUGCAGUUAAAUGCCACCCUCCGCGAAAUAUUGACUUCUCGGAUGCCGAUCUACUUUGUCUCUUAAACUUCAUUAUAAAAAAUGUUUCUUUGUUUAUGAUUCCUAAUCCUGAUCAAACGCUCUUCCAUGGAGAGUAUAAACUAAAGCCGUUAGAUAUUCUUAAAUCCUUCAAAACUGAAGCAAGAAAUCACCAUGCGCACGGAAUAACGCAAAUUGAAGGUGGUGCGACGAAAAACUUCAAAGACUGUCGACUUUGUCAUUAG